Molecule: messenger RNA, 986 nt
Organism: Amoebophrya sp. A25
Lineage: Eukaryota; Dinophyceae; Syndiniales; Amoebophryaceae
Source: the annotation of a GenBank genome assembly
AUGGACUGCCUGCCGCACGACGCAGAUUUUUGCCGGCUCUUGCUCGGAGGCGAAAAGCCUGAGGAAGUCUACGCGACCGGCGCACGCAGUAACGAGGAGCUCGCCGAAGCGAUGGUGGCGGACACCGCAACCGUGACCGCCAAGUACAAAAAGUUGGGUGUCGUCGUCCACGUUUGUCUCUUUCGUGGUGCGACCUACGGUUACGACAACAGAAUUGAAGUGUUCGGAACUAAGGGCCGUUUCGUCGUGGAGACACCGCCAGAACUGUCUGUACGAUGUUCCGACAAGGAUAGCAUUCAUGCGCCAGCACUAAUGUUUUCCUUUCCGCAGCGGUUCGCAGCUGCGUUUGCCGCAGAGGUGGAUCUGUUCGCGCGAGGCGUCCUGGCAGAACCUGGCGCAAAGUGGCUCGUUGACCGUACCGCUUGCAUCGCAGCGCAAAAAUUCGCGAUGGCGGCAGCUGCUAGUAAACGAGAUGGAACAGUGAAAAACCUUUAGAACAAAAAUCUCAUGUGAACUAGGAGUUCAACUUCAAAUAAAUGAUAGCAUACAAUGCUUGUUUUCUGUGUUGAGUUUUUUUGUAGAUAGCCGCGCGUUCUAGGCCUAGAAGUGCUGUUGACCACUGGCACGAGCAAGAUUAUACGCGCUCAUUAUGGACGCAGUUAACUCUUGAGAAUUUUCUUCAUGUUUGUAUGGCUUUUCAUGAUUCUCGGUCUUAAUUCUCAAGUGUGCCAUCUUCUCUUGGAGUUGCUUUAUCUUCAAUGCAUUAUGCACUCGGGUCGCCGUUGGGUCCAUGCAGAUGGUCCUCUGAUCUUUGUUGCUCGCACUUUUGAGUUUGAAAAUAAUGAUCCACGAAGGCAUCAUCUGGAAGCAGAUGCUGUUGUACUAUUUUCUGGCGCGGACAUGGGAACAUGUGCAGAAUCAAAAUUCGAUGCAACGUUAGAGAUGAAGGCACUGUAGUUCUAAGCCACAGAACCAGUAAUUCUGAU